Messenger RNA from Salvia splendens (bonfire salvia), 646 nucleotides. RefSeq lists its product as uncharacterized. Bases 146 to 541 code for a protein of 131 amino acids. NCBI's taxonomy places the organism in Eukaryota, Viridiplantae, Streptophyta, Magnoliopsida, Lamiales, Lamiaceae. The record is from RefSeq and is a predicted model, not a curated record. The transcript has 2 exons.
UAACUAUUCAAACCAAUUCCACUACGCUUUUCAACGGUCCUUUUCUCCUUCCUCAUUUACCUCGCUUCUUCACUACACUACACAAACACCUGCACAUUUUCCUCAAUAACUCUUCACCUCUCUCUCUCUCUCUCUAUCACAUACAAUGGAGAAUGUAGAUCCUAAUGUUACCAGAGUUCAGCACGUGGCGAAAGCAUCCUCGGAUAAGCUCCUGAGCAAAUUCGCCGAGGCGGGCUCCGAUUCCAACCCAAAAAAUCUGAGAUUGGCAAAGAGAGUGAAGAGAAAUCAAGAAUCUGCUGCUAAUAACAAUUCUGUUUCUUCCUUAGCGGAGAAGAAAUCGCUCCUUCCGCAGCGUAAAAAGGCAGCGCUGAUGCGGGGGCUGGGGAUUAGCAGAGCCAAGAUCAAAGCCAGAGAAAUCAAGAACAAAUCAAUAGUCACCAUUAUUGAGAAGACUUGGCGUAGGACUGUGGAAGGGGCUUCCAGAGUGUUGAUGGAGAAGCAUUACAACAGCCAUAAACGCCUAAUAAAUGAAUCCUAUUAGAUUCGCACCGGCUGCUUACUAAAUUACUCUGUUUUCAAUCACUUAAUUCGUUUAAAUUAGGUUGUAGUAUUAUUUGAAUAUUUACCUCUAUUUUUUGUACAUUAA